Molecule: messenger RNA, 4329 nt
Organism: Solea solea (common sole)
Lineage: Eukaryota; Metazoa; Chordata; Actinopteri; Pleuronectiformes; Soleidae
Exons: 15
Coding region: 1-3570 (1189 amino acids)
Source: RefSeq, a predicted model, not a curated record
AUGUGUGGAGACUGGUUAAGUGCUGCUGAAACAUGUUACUGUGACUAUUACUUUGACUACUGGGGAAAAGGCACAAUGGUGACCGUCACAUCAGGCACUCCAUCCGCACCGACUGUGUUUCCUCUGAUGCCCUGUGGUUCCGGGACAACGGAGACUGUCACUCUUGGUUGCUUGGCCACUGGCUUCACACCCUCAUCUCUGACAUUCACAUGGAAAAAAAAUGGGGCUUCCUUGCAGGAUUUCAUUCAAUACCCUCCAGUGCAGAAAGGCAACGCUUAUACAGGAGUCAGCCAAAUCCGUGUCAGCAGAGCGGACUGGAAUACAGGGAAGCGUUUCCAGUGUGCUGUGUCCCACACCACAGGAAACAUAGAAACUGAAGACAUUGUUAAGCCAAAAAUCACGGUUAUCUCACCAAAUAUCGCAUUGCACUCUAUCCGGGAAGAUCAAUUACGAGUCAAACUCAUCUGCACCCUAAGUGGCUUCUUUCCAGACAAGUUGACUGUGGAGUGGCAACAGGACGGCCAAAAGUUAAGUAAUGUCCCACUUCAGACAAAGUUGUGGAGCAUUCAGGGAGUGAAUAAAACCUUCAGGCUUGACAGUGAGAUUGAGCCAAACAACCAAAUAUGGGAAAGUGGCUCCUCAUUUGAAUGCAGGGCUUUCCACAACGGAAACGAAUUUAAGGAAACAAUUGAUAUUUGUAAAGUGCAUGCAAGUGUCCCUCCUUCCAUUGAUGUGAAGAUUCCCAGCUUCAGGACUGUAAUGACAGCAUCUGACGUGAAAGCAACAUGUUCUGUCCAAACUGUGUUUAAUGCUAAGGUGACCUGGCUGAUGGAUGGAAACGUUGCACCAGAUAACAAAGUCAAUAAGGCUGUGAACGCAACUCAUAUAAACAGUGAUGUGACGGUUCCCUCUAGUCAGUGGAAACAACUCGGAUUUAUAUCUUGUAAAGUUGACCACAAUUGCUUUUCAUCUGUUCAGAGGAGAGUAAAUGUUGGAGGACCUAAAGAUACAGCUCUAUCGGUAGAAAUCAAGCGAUCUCUCCCAGAUUUGUUGAAGGGAAAUAGUGCUGUGCUCGAGUGUGUCGUCACACCCCACUCCCAGAGUGACCUCUAUGUCACUUUUCAGGCCAACAAAGUUGACAUCUCUGAAAAGCUGUAUAUUGAUCUUCCUGAGGCACCAGAACUCUAUUCAAUUACCAGAAGCUUCACUGUGCCUCAAAACUACUGGAACAAAGACACAACAUUUACCUGCAAAGUCCAUCAAGGCUUCACCGACAGCUUCACAUCAAAUUCAACUGCCAAUAUAUUUGAGGAUCCUUCUGUGGAACUUUUUUCGGUUCCCAGUGGAGAAUCAGGACCACAAAGACUCUUGUGCUCUGGAAGGGGAUUCCACCCUCAAAUUAAAUGGUUUCCUGAGUCCCAGCAAACAUCCCCAAAAAAUGACUUCACCAUGGGAGCGAAUGGACACGUGGACGUAAACAGUCAACUUCAUGUCCCUCAAACAGAGUGGGAAACAGGCAAAGUCUUCACUUGUGAAGUGUCUGACACAUCUCUGAUGAAGAAAAUCAACAAAAGUGUCAGCCUCUGCUCAGUGCAUGCAAGUGUCCCUCCUUCCAUUGAUGUGAAGAUUCCCAGCUUCAGGACUGUAAUGACAGCAUCUGACGUGAAAGCAACAUGUUCUGUCCAAACUGUGUUUAAUGCUAAGGUGACCUGGCUGAUGGAUGGAAACGUUGCACCAGAUAACAAAGUCAAUAAGGCUGUGAACGCAACUCAUAUAAACAGUGAUUUGACGGUUCCCUCUAGUCAGUGGAAACGACUCGGAUUUAUAUCUUGUAAAGUUGACCACAAGUGCUUUUCAUCUGUUCAGAGGAGAGUAAAUGUUGGAGGACCUAAAGUUACAGCUCCAUCGGUAGAAAUCAAGCGAUCUCUCCCAGAUUUGUUGAAUGGAAAUAGUGCUGUGCUCGAGUGUGUCGUCACACCCCACUUCCCGAGUGACCUCUAUGUCACUUUUCAGGCCAACAAUGUUGACAUCUCUGCAAAGCUGUAUAGUGAUCUUUCUGAGGCACCAGAACUCCAUUCAAUUACCAGAAGCUUCACUGUGCCUCAAAGUUACUGGAAAAAAGACACAACAUUUACCUGCAAAGUCCAUCAAGGCUUCACCGCCAGCUUCACAUCAAAUUCAACUGCCAAUAUAUUUGAGGAUCCUUCUGUGGAACUUUUUUCGGUUCCCAGUGGAGAAUCAGGACCACAAAGACUCUUGUGCUCUGGAAGGGGAUUCCACCCUCAAAUUAAAUGGUUUCCUGAGUCCCAGCAAACAUCCCCAAAAAAUGACUUCACCAUGGGAGCGGAUGGACACGUGGACGUAAACAGUCAACUUCAUGUCCCUCAAACAGAGUGGGAAACAGGCAAAGUCUUCACUUGUGAAGUGUCUGACACAUCUCUGAUGAAGAAAAUCAACAAAAGUGUCAGCCUCUGCUCAGUGACUCCAGCAUCAUUUCAGAAGGUUGGCGUAUAUGUUCAGGGACCCCCACUUUAUGAGUUUCAGAACAAGGGGCAUGUGACAAUCACCUGUCUUCUAGUUGGCCGCCGGCUUGAUGAUUUCAUCAUCACUUGGAGAGUCGAUGGGGUCAUGAAACAUUCGUCGAAUUUCCAUAGCGAUCAACCAGUAACUCACAAUAACGGGACAGAGACUCUGCAGAGCUACCUCAGUGUUUCGGCAGAAGACUGGUAUGCUUAUAGACCGGUGUCCUGUGAGGGAACGCAUCGAUGCUCCAAAAACGGGUACAAGGAACAAAUAAGCAAAAGCAGAGACCUGUACCAACCGACAGUGAAGAUAAUACAGCCAAGUGCCACUGAGCUCGCCCUGUCAGACUUUGUCACACUUGUUUGCCUAGUUUCUGGAUAUUAUCCAUCCAAUAUCAUGGUGUAUUGGGAGGAAAGUGGCCAGAGACUUCCAUCAAAUCGCUUCACCAACAGUGAUGCAUGGACUUACACAGGGAGCAGCACUUAUUCAAUGAGCAGCAGACUAAACAUAUCCAAAAAUGAAGACAAGGGGUCUGCAUAUUGUUGUUCAGUCAGACAUGAGUCAUCGGAAAUACUUUUUCAAAGCACCAUAAAUAAUGUGUUUGCCACAGUGACCCACAGUGAACCUUCUGGCACCUUGCUCCAGGGUAAAAAAGAACUUGUGUGCCUAGCGUUUGGCUUCAGUCCUGCAUCUAUAAACAUCAGCUGGUUUCUUGAUGAUUCCAUUGAACUGUUGGACUUCAAUACUAGUGAGCCCCAAACGAGCCAGCAUGGAAAGUUCAGUAUCCAAAGCCACCUUCGUCUGUCCAAAGUCAACUGGUUACCUGGAGCAACCAUUACCUGCAGGGUGACGCAUGCAAACACCAUGCUAUCCCUGAACAUAUCUAAACCAGACACAUUGGAGCACUGUCAUUUCUUAGAUGACAUCUUGUAUGCGGACUUGUAUCAGGACAUAGGUGCGGAAAGCUAUAUCACUUUAGUUUUCCUGCUGUUUUUCCUCAUCGCUGUCAUCUAUGGCAUCUCGGUGACCAUAUUUAUGACCAGAUGAUGAUCACAGGAAAGAUCUUCUCUCAUCUUACGAUCCAAAUGACAUGGAGAGGUCACAUUUAUUUCUUUUUCAAGUUUUUUUUUUGUUCAUGUUUUUUCUAUUUCUCUUACUGGGGACUACAUUCAUUUCUUUUGAUUUCUUUUUCAUAUGUUGUCUUUCAAAUACCAAUAUAAUAAACACAUAUUCAGUGACUGGACUAGUUGGAUCUCUUUUAUAAUGUGUCUUACAAUGUGUCUCGUUGAUUACAAUAAAACAAAUGACGUCUCAUGUCACCAAUUCCCCUGCAUUACUAAUAUUUUCCACAAGGGUGAGACAAAGGUCCACAUACGGCAGGGGUGCUUUGUUGCCUCGACCGUGUGUGAAACACUGGUGAUGAAGUAGUUUGAUGAUGUUGACAUGCUGAACUUUCGAAAAGGGCAUAAUUCACAGGUACAUUCAUAAAAGCUCACAGAGACCAUAUUGUGUCCCUUCUGCUUUGCACACAUGCAGUACACACACGGUCAUUGUACAUGUGCACACUCUGUCUUUGAUUUUGAGUUGCAUGUUUGGGUCUGCAUUUGUGUACCUUGUGGCUUUUAAGGAAUUCACAUCUGGGAGGGAUGUCACUAAGCACAUAUAGGCUCACUAUUGGCUACGUCCGGAGUGAUCUGGCACUUUGUAUGCACCGAUUGGCCAGGGACCCAAUGGUAGCCAGCCCAAUUCUGUGACGCUGUUGCUGGGAUGGAGUCACAGCAUGAUGUUGCCAGUCUCAUUGCUGAG